Molecule: messenger RNA, 2847 nt
Organism: Neohortaea acidophila
Lineage: Eukaryota; Fungi; Ascomycota; Dothideomycetes; Mycosphaerellales; Teratosphaeriaceae
Product: P-loop containing nucleoside triphosphate hydrolase protein
Exons: 2
Coding region: 1-2847 (948 amino acids)
Biological process (GO): microtubule-based movement
Molecular function (GO): ATP binding; microtubule binding; microtubule motor activity
Source: RefSeq, a predicted model, not a curated record
AUGUCCUCCUCCAACACCAUCAAAGUCGUCGCCCGCUUCCGCCCACAGAAUCAUAUCGAACAAGCCGCCGGCAGCGGGUCGAUUGUGGAGUUCUCGGGCGAGGAUACCUGUACCGUUACCUCGAGAGAAGCCAGCGGCACCUUCACCUACGAUCGCGUCUUUCCCAUCAAUGCCCGCCAACACGAAGUCUUCGACUACUCCAUCCGCAGCACCGUCGAUGAUGUGCUGGCCGGGUACAAUGGAACCGUCUUCGCCUACGGCCAGACGGGCUCCGGCAAGACGUAUACCAUGAUGGGCGCGGACAUUGGAGACGACCAGGCCAAAGGUAUCAUCCCGCGCAUCGUAGAGCAAAUCUUCGACAGUAUCCUGCGCAGCGAUGCCAGCAUUGAAUUCACGGUCAAGGUCAGCUACAUGGAGAUCUACAUGGAGAAGAUUCGGGAUCUGCUGGUGCCGCAGAAUGAUAAUUUGCCGGUGCAUGAGGACAAGUCGAGAGGCGUGUACGUCAAGGGGUUGCAUGAGUUCUAUGUUGCCAACGUGGGUGAGGUUUACCAGGUUCUGGAAAGAGGUGGGCAAUCAAGAGCAGUGGCGGCAACAAACAUGAACCAGGAGUCCUCUCGGUCACAUUCCAUCUUCGUGAUAGAAGUCACCCAGAAGAAUACAGAGUCAGGCUCUGCCCGCUCCGGUCGGCUGUUCUUGGUCGAUCUGGCGGGGUCUGAGAAAGUCGGCAAGACUGGCGCGUCCGGACAGACUCUGGAGGAGGCGAAGAAGAUCAACAAAUCUCUGUCUGCGCUCGGCAUGGUCAUCAACGCGCUCUCUGACGGCAAGAGCAGCCACAUUCCUUACCGAGACAGUAAACUCACGCGGAUUCUACAAGAAUCGCUCGGCGGAAACUCUCGCACGACUUUGAUUAUCAACUGCUCGCCAAGCAGCUACAACGAUUCCGAGACGAUGUCGACCCUGCGGUUCGGCGAACGUGCAAAGACCAUCAAACAGAAGGCCAAGAUCAACGAGGAGCUCUCGCCUGCUCAACUCAAGGCGCAGCUCAAGAAGGUGCAGAGUGAGGUUAUGCACUACCAAACAUAUCUAUCCUCCCUUGAGGGUGAAGUCAACACCUGGCGAGGAGGUGGUCAGGUACCGAAGGAGCAAUGGACACCAGCGUUGAAAGCGAUUGCCGGGUCGAUGUCCCAGGCACCUCCGCAAUCUGCCACGCCUAGUAGACUGCGAUCAACACAGGAUAUUCCGGGCACGCCGAGACCGGAGAGCAGAAUGGAAAUUGAGAGGUCUGGAACGCCGAGUAUUCUCAUGGACCGGGAUGAGAAGGACGACUUUUUGAGGCGGGAGAAUGAGUUCCAAGAUCAGCUGGCUGAGAAGGAGUCUGCCCUCGCAGCCGCAGAGGAAGCUCUCAAGGUGGCCCGAAAUGAAAUCCGGGACCUUCGUGAAUCUCAUGUGAAUGUCACGCGCUCGAACGAAAAGUUGCAGGGCGAUGUCGAAGGCUUCCGAAUGCAGGUUGAGAAAAUCCAGUUCGAGACCAAGGAGGCGUCUAUCACCAUGGACUCUCUCAAAGAGGCCAACAGCGAGCUCACCGCGGAGCUGGAUGAUGUCAAGCAUCAAUUGCUCGAUGCCAAGAUGACUGCGAAGGAGUCAUCUGCUCUGCUUGACGAAAAGGACCGACUGAAGAAGGAGCGUAUGGCGCAGAUGAUGGCGGGCUUUGAUCUUGGUGAUGGCAUGAUGUCGGCUAACGAAAUGCACGUCCGGGAGAUGAUUCAGCGAGUGGACAACCUGACGGAAAUUGCCGAGAACGGUGAUGUGAUUGCUCCUGACGAACUACAAUCACUGAAAGAGCGCCUGCUCGAAAUUCAGGGCGUUGUACGGCAGGCGGAUGUGGGAGCAAACGGCCACGAGGAUGACGCGCACAGCGCCGCACUCGAGGAUCAGCUUGCACGCGUGCAACAAGACUACCAAAACAUCCUCGAACGCAACCUAUCUCCAUCAGAUGUGGAGGAGGUGAAGAGGAGACUACAAGACUCAUUCGCGUCUCAACAGAACGGCAACGCACACUCACCAGAUGUCCAAAACGCACUCUCCCGACAGCAGGAAGAGAACGCGCGUCUCACCGACGAGCUCGAAACCCUGCGAAAACAAGCGAUCAACGGCGGCGCCAACGGCGCGACGCUAAGCAAGCAACUCGCCGACUUCGACAUGAUUAAGAAAUCGCUCAUGCGCGACCUGCAGAACCGCUGCGAGCGCGUGGUGGAGCUGGAAAUCUCCCUCGACAGCACGCGCGAGCAGUACAACAGCAUUCUGCGCAGCUCGAACAGCAAGCAGCAGCAGAAGAAACUCGCUUUCCUGGAGCGGAAUUUGGAGCAGCUCACGCUGGUGCAGCGGCAAUUGGUGGAGCAGAAUGCGCAGCUGAAGAAGGAGGUGGCGAUUGCGGAGCGGAAGCUUGUUGCUCGGGGGGAGCGGAUUCGGGGGUUGGAGGGUUUGGUGGCGGAGAGUCAGGAGAAGUUGAUGGUUGCUAACCACAAAUUCGAAUCCCAAUUACUCGCCGUCAAGGAGAGACUGGAGGCCGCCAAGUCCGGGUCGACGAGAGGUCUGGGCCAGGGCUCGGCGCAAUCGCCCGUCGCUUCUUCGAACUUCGCCAACAAUCCUUUCGGUCGUAUCGCGAAGCCCCUCCGUGGAGGUGGAGGUGGAGGUGGGAAUGACGGGCCUAUGGUGCCCACCUUCUCGAACAUGCUUAGUGCACACACCCAGCAGCAGCACGGGAUGGGCUCGCCGCCGCAGGAGCAUUUUGGCACGGCCAAUGGUGCGGGCAAGCGUGGGAGUUGGUUCUUCAAUCAGCGGACUUGA